Messenger RNA from Condylostylus longicornis, 1160 nucleotides. RefSeq lists its product as uncharacterized. The transcript has 6 exons. The record is from RefSeq and is a predicted model, not a curated record. Bases 195 to 1061 code for a protein of 288 amino acids. Gene Ontology annotation, cellular component: membrane. Lineage: Eukaryota; Metazoa; Arthropoda; Insecta; Diptera; Dolichopodidae.
UUUUUCAAUAUACUUGUUUCAUAGUUUAGUAGUUAUGUAGCAUAUACACGUACACCAUUCCAAGAUUCGUUUAAGAGUUUUUUGUUUUAAAUUAAUAUCAAAUACUCAUAUUUCUAAGUUGGAUAUUUUCAAAUCAAAAAAGUUAUUUCUAAAAUUUAAAUUUAUUGAAAUUUUGAAAGUUCAAAACUUUUAUAAUGCCGUGUUCUGCUGUAACCUUAUCUUUGGCUACUAUAUCUGGAAUAGUUGCAGUCGCUCUUUUAGCUAUUGCUUUUUCAACAGAUAAUUGGGUUUACUAUGAAGUCAAAAGAAGUAAUAUUCAGGUGUUUGCCGAGAAACAUCCUGAAUCAACUUUGCUCCUAGAACAUCUCAGCAUUAAGUACUAUUAUUACACGAGAACUAGAGGUUUAUUUAGGUACUGUUAUCCUAAGGAUCGCCCACCUGCAAACAGAAUUCAUAUUUAUUUAUCACCAGUUGAAACCCAUUGCUCAAAUAUUAAUUAUUUCCCUGAAGAAGAAAAAGAGCAACUUCCAAAUGAUGAUGCAAUUUCUCGCUUACAUUUAGCACGGUCAUGUAUUGCUUUGUUCAUUUUAAGCUUUGUUGUUGUAUUUUGUGCCUUUUGGACUGGCCUAUCAGGAUGUUGGAAACGAUCAUCAGGUGCUAUAACGGCGACAGCAUUUUUAAUGUUGUCAGCAUGCCUUUUAGCUUCUGGUGCUAUGGGUCUUUGGCAUACUGUUGAAUUCUUUGAAAAAGAAAAAGUAGUUGGUGAAGAUUAUUAUCAGCAAUGGAAUACUAUACUCAAAGAUAGCACGAAAAUUUCAUACGAUUGGUCAUAUAUUGUAGCUUGGGCAGGAGUUGGUUUUAGCUUAUUAUCAUCGAUAUUGUUAUCAGGCGCUGCUAUUUGUUUGAAAUCAGAGAGAGGAAAGGAAGACCAAUUGAAUUUGCAGUAUUUAAUGCCCGUGUAUUCACAAAAACAAACGGCAUAUCCGGCUUUUGCAGGAUAUCCUCAGCCACAGAUGUAUCCCAAUGCAUAUUUCCACGGGUCUCAAUACGGCCCUUAUUAGUUUAUAUUUAAUAUUGCAUUAUGUAUGUAAUCAAUUUUGUAACAAUUUAAUUGUAAUAAGUAUUUUUCAUUUUCUAAAACAAAAUUAUCAAUAUAAAAA